AUGAGCCGGAGCGAUCCGGGCCCCGCCGCCGGCCCCGCUCCUCCCCCGGCCCCGGGCAGCGCUCCCGCAGCGGCCCCGCCUGACCCCGCCGCCCCGCUGUCUCCAGCCAGGCCCGAGCCGCCCAACCCUGGAGCCGCCGCUGGAGCCGCCGCUGGAGCCGCCCGGCCCGGCGGGGGGAGCGCCGAGGGGCCCCACGGGGAGCACACGAAAGCGCUGCUGGUCGCCGUCAGCUCCGCCGUGGACAAGGUGAUCGCCCACUUCAGCACCGCUCGGAACCUGGUGCAGAAGGCCCAGCUGGGAGACAGCCGGCUGAGCCCCGACGUGGGGUACCUGCUGCUGCACACCCUGUGCCCCGCGCUCUACGCCCUGGUGGAGGAUGGGCUGAAGCCUUUCCAGAAGGAUGUUAUCACAGGCCAGAGGAAAAACUCCCCCUGGAGCGUGGUGGAAGCCUCUGUGAAGACAGGCCCCAACACCCGCUCCCUGCACUCCCUGUGCUGGCACGUGGCCGGGCUGGCCCCGCUCAGCAGCACCAGGCAGAAGUUCCACGCCUUCAUCCUCGGCCUUUUGAACAUUAAACAGUUGGAGCUGUGGAUCUCUCACCUGCAGAAGAGCCCAGGUGUGAUCUCCGUGCUCUACUCACCCACGGCCUUCUUCGCCCUGAGCCAAGGCCCCCUUCCCCACCUCGCCGACGAACUGCUGCUGCUCAUCCAGCCCCUCUCGGUGCUGACCUUCCACCUGGACCUGCUCUUUGAGCACCACCACCUCUCUGUGGACGUCCGGCCCUUGUCCCGGCGUUUGGAGUCGCCGCUGUCCCCUCCCCGUCACCCCAUUCCAGCCGUGUCUCCGGAGGGCCGGGGCAGCGCUGCCGGGAACAGCCUGGAGGAUGAGACCCCCCCUGACGCCCUGGGGAGGGCGGGGGGUGCGGGGGGUAGCACGAGGGCCCGGCCCCAAGCGACCUUGGGCGGGCUGGUCCCUGCUCCCCCCGUGGGGGCUGCCCUGCACCAAACCCUGCAGCACGUGCUGCGCUGGGGGGACCAGCUCAGCCGCGCUUGGCGGGGAGCUGAGGGACCCCCGCAGAGCCACGGGCCCGAGGAGGGCCCUGGGGGCACCGGGACCGGCCUCAGUGGCUGGUGGGGCCAGCUGAGCCAGUCCUCCAGGAUUUACAGUGCUCCCAGCAAGGAGAAGUUCCCCUUGGUGUGGUGGACGAAGCUGCGGGGGCCUGCGGGGGAUCCCAGUCCCGGCCAGGCCGUGCAAUCCCAAACGUCCCUGAGUGAGGCUGGAGGGACAGAGCUGCAGCUCCUACAGACCAAAGCUGUCCCUGAACGCUCUGGCCCGAAGCCCAGCAGCAGCACUGACACCUCGGGGACCUCUUCCCCUGAAGACCUCGUCCUGCCCACCGGAGCUGGAGCACCCACCAAGCCGGAUGAUCCCACUGCUGGAGAGAAGCUCCUGGAUCUUUCCCCGGAGCCUCGUGCCAACGGGAACCAGGCAGCACCUUCUGGCCCAGGGUUGGGUGGUCCUGGUCCUGACAAGGGCAGCUGGCUGGGCCGGCUCUUUGGAGCCACCAGCCCCUCAUCCAGGAGCUUCCCCCCCAGUCCCGACACCAUCUCGGCCAGGUCCAGGAGACCGUCCCACUGGCUGUCCCCCAGCCCCCGUGUCCUGGCCGGGGUGGUGAAGGGGCUGGCGCCCGACAGGACCCGCGCUCAGGAACAGCCGGAGAGGAGCACGGCCCCCGCUCCCCAGGCCCAGAGGGCAGUUCGGGCGCUGUGCGACCACACGGGCACGGCCGACGGGCACCUGAGCUUCCAAAAAGGGGACAUCCUGCAGCUGCUCUCCACCGUGGAUGAAGACUGGAUCCGCUGCUGCCAUGGAAACAGCACCGGCCUCGUUCCUGUUGGUUACACGUCCCUGAUUUUGUGAGGAGGCGGAGGAGACCCGAGGAAGCAGCCGAGCUUGGCGGAGCGGGUGCGGGCUCCGGGAAGGGAUGUCUCCUGCCGCGGCUUCACCGCUUCCAGGGCUUUAUAACCUUCGGGGCUUCACCACCUCUGGGGCUUCACCAUCCCCGGGGCCGGCAGCUCGCAGGGGACCCAGCCCCGCGCCCGUCACUGCUGCUCCUCCGCAUGACGUCCCCGUCUGCCGGCACCGCUCCAGGGACCCUCCUCGGGAACUGCUCUGGCUCUGGUUCCUCAGCUGCUGCCCACGCCUGUGCCAGGCCGGGGAGGAGCUCUGUCCCUGCCUGGCACUCACAGCCCUGUGUGUUGUCUCCGUGCCACCCUGUCUUGCCACUGCUGCCACCUCCACGUGUCCCGCUCUGCCCCGGCGGCCCCGGCCGGCCCCAGCACUCUGUACAUAGUUGUAACCACAGGAAUGAGCUUGUUCCACUGGGAAAAGGCUGGAAAUAAAGGUUGUGACUCACGUGUC
Molecule: messenger RNA, 2421 nt
Organism: Neopelma chrysocephalum (saffron-crested tyrant-manakin)
Lineage: Eukaryota; Metazoa; Chordata; Aves; Passeriformes; Pipridae
Gene: RUSC1
Product: RUN and SH3 domain containing 1
Exons: 8
Coding region: 1-1920 (639 amino acids)
Cellular component (GO): cytoplasmic vesicle
Molecular function (GO): protein binding
Source: RefSeq, a predicted model, not a curated record